AUGCCCACCGAACACGACAUCGAACAGCCUGCGGCAAGCAAUCCUGACUCUGAGCAGGAGCAGCCUGCCGAACAGCCAGGCGAUGCCUCCCAGGAGCCUACCGCUACCGAUGCCGUCGAGGACGUCUCGAAGAAAGUAGAUAAAACAGAGGAUGAUGCUGUCUUAAAGGCCCGACAGCGCAAAGAGAGAUUCAAAGCUCUUCAGGCUCGCGCGAAAACGGCUACAGAGCGCAACAUGAAGGAAACCGCCGCUGAAACACAACGUCUGGCGACCGACCCGGCAUUACUCUCAUCGAUCUCGCGCAAGCAUGCCUUCGCAUCGCACAACCUGCUAAAAGCUGAUACAGAGGCCGCGGGCGAGGAUUUUGAGCGCAAGCGCGCUUGGGACUGGACUGUGGAUGAGUCGGAAAAAUGGGACAAGCGGAUGGAAAAGAAACAACGCCAUCGCGAUGACGUUGCCUUCCAGGACUAUACACAAGAUGCGCGCAAAGUAUACAAGAGACAGCUGCGGGAGUUACAACCUGACCUGGAGGGUUAUGAGCGAGAUAAGAUGGCAGCCAUCGAAAAAGCCGCCGCCAACGGGGACCUCGAAAUCGUGGAAACCAACGACGGCGAGAUGAUUGCAGUCGAUAAGAACGGCACCUUCUAUUCCACCGCAGAUACUGUCGGGUUCACGGAAAACAGGCCUGACCGAGUAGCUGUCGAUAAGCUGGUCGCGGACUUGAGAAAGGCUGAGGAGGUUCGACUCAAGAAGCGGAGAGACCGCCGCGGAGAUGAUGAUGGUGACGUCACCUACAUCAAUGAGAAGAACAAACAAUUCAACCAGAAACUGGCUCGCUUCUAUAACAAGUAUACCACCGAGAUUCGUGACAGCUUUGAGCGUGGAACUAUGAUUUGA
Aspergillus fijiensis CBS 313.89 is the source of this 897-nucleotide messenger RNA. Its product is annotated as pre-mRNA-splicing factor SYF2. Lineage: Eukaryota; Fungi; Ascomycota; Eurotiomycetes; Eurotiales; Aspergillaceae. The coding region runs from base 1 to 897 and encodes 298 amino acids. The record is from RefSeq and is a predicted model, not a curated record. The transcript has 3 exons. Gene Ontology annotation, cellular component: catalytic step 2 spliceosome; post-mRNA release spliceosomal complex; Prp19 complex.